Molecule: messenger RNA, 2324 nt
Organism: Amoebophrya sp. A25
Lineage: Eukaryota; Dinophyceae; Syndiniales; Amoebophryaceae
Source: the annotation of a GenBank genome assembly
CACUCACACACAAAUAAUGACAAAGUCCUCGAAAGAUUCGCAAAUCGGUUUCAUUCGGCAAAAAGCCAAUAUCCACAUCGGCUCGAAAGUAACAAACGUUGGAUUGAACUCUGAAGUGUCUAGUAGUUCCUUUGUGGUCUCAACAUCGAUCACCUCGAACAAGAACUCGCAUCACAUGAUCAUGGAGCAAAUCACUCUCUAAUUUCGUCAUGUAGAAUCCGUAACAAGUCCAAUGUUCUUACUAUUCUAGAACACAAGAAAAAAAAAAACAAAAUGGCGCCCUCCUUACUGUCUCUGUCCAAGAAAACGUCUGCUGCCAGCAAGGUUUUUUCGCGGGCGAAGGAGGAGGCCGCUGAGGAAAAAGAAGCUGCAGGAGGCAGCGCUUCAGGUUCGGAAAAUUCUGCGAGCGAGGAAAGCGAAAGUGGCGAUCGUGUUGCGGGGCGGGAGGAAAGGAAACUUUUUUCAUAUGAGGAUCGCAUCAAGAGCCUAGAUGCGGGUAACAAUGACGACAGCGAUGAAGAUGCGGCUUACGAUCGUGACUACCAUGAGAUGCUCAAAGCGUCACAGCAAGCGUUGAGCGCAGAAGUACAAGCAAAGAGCCACGAUGGUACUUUAAAUUUAACCUUGUUGUACAUUAGUCGAUAAAUCGUUAUCGCUGAAGAUGAACGUUGUUCUAAUUGUUAGAGUUCACAAUUGUUAAGGAAAAGGAAUCGCUUAGCAAGGAAUAAAGACUAAAAAGAACGUUGUAAUUUGAAUUAUAUAUAUAAAAUAAAUUUACCUUGCCUUCGUCACCAGAAAAAAUCAUUCAGAUUAUAAGCGAGCGGAUGCUGCUGGGCCGCGAACUUCGAAAGGGUCUCGGGGCACUGCGCCCACAGCGUCACCGGGCGCGCGCUCUUCGGGUGGCGAUCACGAGGAUGCACGGGAAGGAAAGAGGGAGAUGUUGAAGCAGAGCCAAUCAUUCGCGUCGACUGAUGAUGGAAGUGUCAACGAAGGCGGACCUUCCAGUCCUACUGGUCGCGACGUUAGAGGGUCUCCAGAGCACGCGGACCCUGAGGAUCACGAUCCGACUGUCCCAGGAUACGGUCUCGUCCGACGUGCGGUAGCCGAACUCCGAGAAACCCUGGGAAAAACGAACACCGCAAUGGCGAACCUCUUGCACACGCCAAAAGCAGAACGCAAAAUGACCAAACUGGAGUUAUGUCAAAUGGACUUUUUUACAACGACGCGGUACCCACCGCGGACGCGAAAUCCACAUCAUCCAUAUUCCUAAAUGAUGAAGCAGGCUAAGUAAAUGGUCGUAUGAUCUGUAACUGUGGUUAUACCUAUACAUCGUUAACUUCAGGAGUAUCGCCUAUUUUUGCUACAGCUGAUUUUUUUUCUCGUCCAGUGUAUGUUUUACUUCUAAAUUCGGGCAUGCAGUUAGCUCAACGAGUAAAGAAGCAGCUUCUGCAGCAGUUUGAUUAUCGAGUGGAGCACGCGGAGGACAUGCUUCUACAAGACAAGAUCCAGUUGCAAACGAACGCCUGGAGGCUAGGCAACGAUCUCGAUGUUCAGCCAAUAACUGAUCGUAGAUGAUGAUCGAAAUUGUAGGACCAUGAUAUUUGGAACUGGGAAUCCUUCGCAGAGAGGCAGUAAAGAUAGGAGAACUACGCAGAUGAUGAAGAAGUCAUGAAAAAAUGAACCAGGGCCAAGAUGAUUCCGUAACGCCAAGAAGAUAACAUAUUUAUGUAUAUGUAAUGCAUGAUAUUCGAAGACGUGGAUCAUGAAGAAGUAAGGACUUUUGAAGAUAAGAAAUCGCCAGCAGAGCUUCUUUUACAAACAACUCUUUGCGAGCUUGAUGAAGUACAUCUUUAGCACAUAUGGUCAUCGAGGAAAUAUCCCCAUUUCCAUCUAUAACUCUCCACAAUAUUCCUAAAACGUCGUUGUGUGUAUACUAGUCUUGGAAGAUCGUCCGAUAUCGGGCGACGUUCGUUGUGAGACGUCAGAAUUCCUGUAAAAAUGAAACACAGAUGAAGUAGAUGAAACGUUCCAUGCUCUUUUCAAAAUUGAUGAAAUCACUAUGUUGUAGCAGAUCUUCUUGGUAGCAUCUAUGAUUGGUGUUUUUUUUUGUUCUUUUCGUUGAUUAAUUUCGAGGGUAAACAACAAGUCUUCUUCUUAGGCGUGUGUCCCUCGUUGUUGAGCAACGAACACGACAGAAAAAUAAUGCACGCAUGUGAGAAGUCCGAAGUAAACGAGGAAUUAAAUAAGAUAGACUCAAUGACAAUGAAUCCGAUCAUUUUAGUACAGGGGCCUUCGUCGUCUUCAGGUUCAGCUGGAGCGUCCAU